Molecule: messenger RNA, 171 nt
Organism: Stylonychia lemnae
Lineage: Eukaryota; Ciliophora; Spirotrichea; Sporadotrichida; Oxytrichidae
Source: the annotation of a GenBank genome assembly
AUGGUUGAUCAAACUCAAACAUAUAAACAAGUUAAACCCAUGGAGGCUUAAGAUAUAUAACUGGACAUGCAAUACCUAGAUGAAUACAACUAAUAUUUAUAAGCUAAACAAGAAUAUCUAAGGUAAAAUAACGAGAAUAUCCUUGGAAAAUAGUAGCUUAGACCAUCUUGA